AUGACAUUGAUUCCUAUUUCACUGAGAAAGGAUUUCAGAAAAGUCUUAGUGAAGCUACACUCUACACCAAAAACAGAAAGCAAUAAGACACUCAUUGUAUCAAUCUAUGUGGAUGAUGUUGUCUACACUGGAGAUGAUGAUGCAAUGAUUGCAGAAUUCAAGGAAGAAAUGAUGGAAAGGUAUGAGAUGACUGACCUAGGCCUUUUGCAUCACUUCCUUGGGAUUGUGGUAAUUCAAGAAGCAAGUAGCAUCUUCAUUCAUCAAAAGAAGUAUGCUGAAACAUUGCUUGAAAAGUUUGGUUUAAAGGGAAGCAAACUAGUCUUUACACCCCUAAUUGCAAAUGAGAAGCUUAAGAAUGAUGAUGGAAGUGAAUAUAUGGAUGCAAUUCUCUACAAGAGCAUUGUUGGCUGUCUAUUGUACCUAACUGCAACAAGGACGAAUCUAAUGUUCUCAGUAAGCCUACUUUCUAGGUUUAUGCAGAAUCCUAGCAAGAUACAUAUGGGGACAGCUAAAAGAGUGCUAAGAUAUGUGUAA
Molecule: messenger RNA, 534 nt
Organism: Malus domestica (apple)
Lineage: Eukaryota; Viridiplantae; Streptophyta; Magnoliopsida; Rosales; Rosaceae
Source: RefSeq, a predicted model, not a curated record